Molecule: messenger RNA, 2367 nt
Organism: Lineus longissimus
Lineage: Eukaryota; Metazoa; Nemertea; Pilidiophora; Heteronemertea; Lineidae
Exons: 8
Coding region: 263-1624 (453 amino acids)
Molecular function (GO): RNA binding
Source: RefSeq, a predicted model, not a curated record
CCAAUGUGAAUUUGAAACCUGAAUGUUUCACAACUUUGGGUAACUUUCUCCUCGACAUUCGGCAUGUUUUCGGAGUAAAUGAGUUUCAAGAUGCGUUCAGGUUGAUCAUGAGUGUCUAGUCCGUGGAAAGAAUCUAUUGUCAGGCUGCCGAGGAUAGGCUAUUUCUCGUAUCGAUUUGCCUUUCCUGGCCUUCAGAGUUUCAUGAUUCCCCAGGCCAUGCCCAAUUGACCUUGCAGCUCUCUACUUCAAUGAGUUACUCAAGAUGAAGAAAUAUUUUGUUGCUAAAUGUGCCACGUUAGAGUCCUUGAAGAUGGCGCUGGAGACUGGGAUGUGGGCGUGCGGUGAUAGAAAGAUGCCACCUCAACCCAGCGUCUACCUGGAUGCAGCCUUCAAAGACUGCGAUGAAGUCAUUCUCUUAUUCAGCGUGAAUAACCAGCAUGGUUGGCAUGGGUAUGCGGCCAUGACAUCAUCACCUGGUGCUAGGGCGGAUGAAUCGACCAUGACAUCGUCAUCUGGUGCUAGGGCGGAUGAAUCAAAACAAGAUGAACCAAAUGAAACAAACUGGCAUCGCUUCCGGAUAGACUGGAAGACGAUCUUCAUGGCCGAGUUUGGAGAACAGUGUCUGCCAUUUGAAAAGACUGCUCACCUCGUUGUGGAAACUCUCAGUGAAGGAACGCUGCCUUUGAAUAAGACAAGGAACUAUGAGGAAGUGCCAUCUGUGGUUGGUGGGGAGUUUUGUGCGUUAUUGGAUGAGCAUUAUAAGCUGUUGGUCCUCAAGAAGGAACAGAAACUUGAGGCAAAACUCAAGGUACAACCAGAUGCAUUCUUCAUCCCAGAGAGUGACUUAUCCAUCGAUGCUGUGUGGAGGAAGCUGAUAUCAAAAGUGGAGACUCACGGCACGAUCCUAUUGGCUUGUCCAUUUGGAAGCCAGAGGUACAAUCUCUCCACACCAGACAGUGAUGUUGAUAUGUUCAUUGUUUACACUGCUGAUACAAGAGAUGUCCUUGGUUUUAACCCUCCUCAGACGACAAUCAAGAACCGGGAGAGUGAGACCUUCGACUACACGAUCCUGGAGGUGCAUCGAUAUUGUGAACUGUUACUUGGCGGAGAUCCCAAAUGUGUCGAGACGUUGUUUAUGGAGCCGAUGACGAUUCGUCAUGCUGAUCCAAUAUGGCGGCAGCUCUGUGAAAACAGACGUCUCUUUCUUACUAGGUCCUGCCUUGAGAAAUACCUCCGUGAUGCUCAGGGUUCAAAAGGGACCAAGUACAUCAACCGACUCCUGCAGCAGCACAAAGAUGGCGCCACUGUGAAGAAACUCCAAAAGGUGUUCUAUGUGGUGGUACGGUUACUGCAGAAUGCUUUGGAUAUCGCGACAGGUCAAGAUCUCCAGGUUUUCCGCCAAGAAUCGUCAGAAGAAUGGAAACUUCUUCGUGGAAUCAGGACGGGAGGUUUAGAAUCAGACCAGAUUCAGGAGAUUAUAACCAGUCUGACGAAGUCAAUAGAAACCUCCACAGAGACGAUGCCUCGUGCCGAUACUGAACAAGCAAAGACUUUACUCCAAGACUGGUUACUCAAACUCAGAUACGAAAACUUGAAACAUUUCAUGGAGUCGAAAUACUCUUGACAGGGAUUUAGUCGAUUCAAUGGACGGUGAUUUGGUGCAUUAUUUCUUUAUUUUGUGUCUGAAAUUCCAUCAGAUAUUUUGUACUGCAAGGAUGAGACACAUCUCGUUUGGAAGCAGUCAUAGUGAAAGGAACUUGGAGCAGAAUGUCCCCCUUGAAGUGAUUGUUGUCGAUUCCCGUGCUGUAAACCUUCAUGUUAUCACUACCCAGACUUGGUAGGGAUGGGGUCCCCACCCAACUGUGUCUUUCUCUCCAGAAUGUGACCCACAUUAAGUCUUGUCUUAGACCCAAGGAGUGGUGUAUCCAUCAGUUGCCCAACUCGAGUAUGAGUAGAGGGACAGCACAACCUGUGUCUUUCCAAAACGUGUCUUUUCCCGUGCAUUCCUUUACAUCAUCCAUCCAAAUCCUCUUAGGUCAACCAGGUCUUCGGUUGCCUUCUACUGUACCCUGAUGUUCAGGUGUUCUGUGCCCUGAUGUUCAGGUGUUCUGUGCCCUGAUGUUCAGGUGUUCUGUGCCCUGAUGUUCAGGUGUUCUGUGCCCUGAUGUUCAGGUGUUCAACAGACAAAUGCCAAUUUGUCAAAUGGCGUUCAACGGUCGUGCUGUUAUGGCAACACCACAGGUCACAGAAAGAACAAUCGCCUGUUUGCAGAGCAGCCAAGCUUUCAUCAGAGAAAGGAAAGACUUCAACUCAAAGCUAAACAUCAGCAUAACUUUAUUGCUAUACAUCUGAUAACUGUACAACAAU